Molecule: messenger RNA, 4609 nt
Organism: Gymnogyps californianus (California condor)
Lineage: Eukaryota; Metazoa; Chordata; Aves; Accipitriformes; Cathartidae
Gene: TTPAL
Product: alpha tocopherol transfer protein like
Exons: 4
Coding region: 1-1020 (339 amino acids)
Cellular component (GO): membrane
Molecular function (GO): phosphatidylinositol bisphosphate binding
Source: RefSeq, a predicted model, not a curated record
AUGUCAGGAGACAGUGACUGCACCAGGACAAGUCCAUCCGCGGGGUCUCCAUCGGACAAUGAGUUCUUGCCAGAUCGGCCAAAGUAUGUUUGCUCGCUGUCUCCUGAUCUCAUUACCAAAGCCCGGGAAGAGCUCCAAGAGAAACCUGAAUGGAGGCUCCGUGAUGUGCAGGCGCUCCGAGAUAUGGUGUGCAAAGACUAUCCCUCCCUGGGGACCUGCCUGGACGAUGCUUUUUUGCUAAGAUUCCUCAGAGCCAGGAAAUUUGAUUAUGAUCGAGCACUUCAGCUUCUGGUGAACUACCACACCUGCAGGAGGAGCUGGCCUGAGGUCUUCAAUAACUUGAAGCCGUCCGCAAUAAAGCCUGUCCUAGAGUCUGGUUUUGUCACUGUGCUGCCUCGUCUGGACCCAGAGGGACGCCAUGUCGUCUGCAUCCGUCCAGACAGAUGGACACCCAGUAAUUAUCCGAUUACUGAGAACAUUCGUGCCAUAUACUUAACGUUAGAAAAACUCAUUCAGUCCGAAGAGACCCAGGUGAAUGGAAUUGUAAUCCUGGCAGACUACAAAGGAGUCAGCUUAUCUAAGGCGUCUCAUUUUGGUCCUUUUGUAGCCAAAAAAGUGAUUGGAAUUCUUCAGGAUGGAUUCCCCAUUCGAAUAAAAGCUGUUAACAUAAUAAAUGAGCCUCGUAUAUUCAAAGGCAUUUUUGCAAUCAUCAAGCCUUUUCUGAAGGAAAAGAUAGCAAACCGGUUUUUUCUUCAUGGCUGUGAUCUGAAUUCCCUUCAUCAAAACAUUCCUCCAGUGAUCCUUCCUGAAGAGUAUGGUGGUACUUCAGGGAAGCUGGACAUCUCUGCAUGGAAUGAGCUGCUGCUAGCCUCUGAAGAGGACUUUCUGCAUGAUUUCUCACAGCUGGUUCUCCCAUGUGACAGCUCUCCCCAUGACAUGCUAGUGAGUGGGGAUGCUGAUGAAACACAGUGUGAUGAUUCUCUGCGAGGCAUGAAACCUCAGCUCUAUUACUGUUAUUAAGAAACCAGUGAAGGGAAGUUUUCCAGCAUAGUUAAGAUAUGUUCUGAUAGGUGAUGUUGUGAACUCUGCCUUACUUCUAAACCUGCAGUUUAGGAACAGACCGCUGAGGCACUUUACACUGUAGAACCAAAGGAAGCUGAAGGGGGCACAGUGGGGGCAGGGCAGAGUUCAGGGAGGAUAAAGGCAAAGAGCACAAGUUAUGUAGAAUACUGGAGGCCUAUCAGCCUCUGUGUGAAUGAUGCAAACUGGCCUAUUCUUUCGAAUGAUAAAGAAAAAAUUGCAGGAUGGUAAGCUUGAUAGUUUCUUAUCCCCUCCCCACAUAGGUGAAAAGUGACGAUGAUGAUUUACUAGCUUUGUGACCAUCUGUUCCCUUCCCCUUCUGCAAACACCAGUAAUCCAAGACAAGAAAAUUGCUUUUGAACCCUGCAAAAUGCAGUUCUGUCAGUGAAGAUUGCUUAAAAACAUAAAAGUCUAACUUGGCCUGUCCUCCGUCACUUGGUUCAGAUUGCGAGUUGGCAUUUCUGAAAUCUCUCAAUGAAUAUUUGUCUCAAAUUAAUACAGAGCAAAACUAUCUUAUCCAUGAAUAUCAGUAUGGAGAUCAUCUCUGAAACUUCCUCACAGUAGGAAGAACUAUAACUGGUGGAUUAACUACUACAACAUCUAUGCCAAGGCUUAUUAUAAACAGAUGCAAUCUUCAUUUUCAGAAAAUAGGAAGUUUUUCAGAUCAAGUACUAAGGCUUUUGAUUAGAUAGCAGCUUCAAAUAAUGAGGUUCAGGACCAAAUAAGAAAAAGCUAUGUUAGCCACCUUCCCACAUUGUCAGUUGUUCUUUUCUUCAGCUGGUUGUGAUGAGGAAUUGGGUAAGUAACUCAUACACAGAAUUUGUAAGGAGGCUUUGUAGUUGGCAUAUGAUGUAUAAAAGGCAAUACUUCAUGUAAGACAGCAAGGUGCUUCUUUAGCUUGUUACUUUGGGCAGAAUUUGAGUUUAAGUAAGUCUGUGAAACCGAAUGCAGACAGGCUAUUUGAAAGCACAUUCUUAAAUUUCCUGGUAUUGUAGCAUUUUGUUCACUGUGCUUGUCGGCUCUUUUGUGAAAUGUUACAACUUUGUUUUCAACUGCGUUAACCUCUUUUUGUCUUUGGUUGUCAUGUUCCUGUAUGAAGUUAGACUUUAAUCAUCUCUGUAAUAUUUACCCGUAGCUUGUAUGCCUGUGCUUCUAGGUCUUUGUCUAGAGACAGAACUAAGACUCCGAUGUCAAAUCAGGGUAAGAUACAUAUGUCUAAAUAAGUUGUUCCCAUUCCCCAAGUUCAAUCUGUUUAAUGGUCUUGAAUUAGAACUUAACUCUCAGCACACUCUUUGCACGUGGUUUUCUGCACUAUAAUAGUGUGGAGAUGGGAAACCUCACUAGGACCAGGAAAGCACAUCCUGUUACUUCAAGGCGAAAUAUUUCACUAUUUGGUGAAAAAGAAAAUCCCUUCUAAUUGGAGACUUAUCUCUAGAGCACUUUCUCUGGAUGAAAUCUUUAUUUAGUGCCAAGUGUGAUUAUAGGUACCAGUUAUGUUUCUGUAAAUAUGAAAGUAAAGCAUCUUGAGGAUUUCAGACAUUCAUUUUUCAAAGUGCCAAACUCUGUUUUGAAUGUCUGUCUUCCUCUCAGUCCCCCUACAGCAUGACUGCACUGCCAAAAAGAGACUCCUCUACCACUGUAAUGACUUCCUGAUCUGGCAGCAGACCUCAUCCUGGAACUAGGAUAGCAAAUGCCAUACCUGUCAUCCAAGCAUUAUAAAAGGAGACUGGGUUUUGAAAAGGGGUAAACCAUGAAGCAUUUUUCUGGGUGGCAGUUCAGAAUUUGUGGGAGCUGGAAACUCAUCACUUGAACUGUUUGAGAGUAAAGGUGGGAAGAGAUUAAUUUUCCUCCCUGAAAGCAUCGAUUUUUCCUACCUUUGUAAGUCAAUUCUUACUCCUCUUUGACAGCUAUUACCUUUAGUGCGGGGGGGGAACCCUACCAUUUUAAUCUACUUAAAAUAAGGUAAAAGAGUACUGCUAGCCACUUCCUCGUUUCUGACCAGAACGUGCUGCGUGUUUUGCAGAGAUUAAUUCAGUUCUUUGUGCCACCUAGCAAGACAGUAGCACACAGCACCAGGACUUAGAAAGGUAAGUGGCUGCCCAUGCUGUUUAACUGCCAGAACAUAGAAUGGUGUUUAUGUUGUUUUAGUGCCUCUUAAUUCCAGCCACAAUGUACAAUUAAAAAAAAUAAAAUAGGAUGGACAAUUUCUCCUAGAGGUGAAGGCGUGACUGGUAUUUGACACUCUUUCCUUAAUUGUGCUGCAGGGUUUGAAGUGGUGGUAUUUUGACAGUUAACCUAUAAGAACAGCUACUUUCAUCCCCUUAUGUAACUACUAGAGAGGGAAGCUGAAUAUUCAAAAUUCAAUUUAGUGUCCUUUGAAAAGAAAAAAAUCUAGUGGUGUUCAGCAGAACGCUGAGGAACCUCUGCAGAAACCAAACCCUUUUUCAGGCUUUUAUAUUCUCUUGCAUGCCUUAAAUAGUAGGCAAACUAGAUCCAUCUCUCCCUCCCCUUUUCUCCUCUGCUCACAGAGAAACUAAGAAUAAAACAUGUGAUUUAAACAUAAUAGAUAAGGCUAUAUUAUCAAUGCUGAAAAUAGCCUGUGUUAUGCCUCCAGAACUUCUUUUUCUUACAGCUGGCUGCUGGGCAGUUGAUGUCAGGAUGCUUGAACUAAGCCAGGCUUACCUUUAUCAAGCAUCUAACCAUUACUUCUAAUUUGCUCUUUCUUUGCUUUAGAACUCGGACAGACAAGAGUUGCAACUGUAUUGAGCUGUAUCUCUAACCCUUUUUAGGUUUGUAACCAGUGCUUGGCUUGUCUUGUAGAAAGCACAGCUCUGUCUUAUAUGUGCCUGACUACUGAGCUGAGAAUGCUCUUUGAGCUUUAGCACUUACUAGCAAAGAAAUCAGUUUGUUCCCAAAUUUUCUCAUGUCAGCAUUUGGAAAAUAAACACUUGUUUUAAGUAUAGAGUCUCCUUAUCUGUAAGUUAAGAGAAUAGAUAGGAAAAGCUUACAGGUUGGGGGUUUUUUUGGUUUAUUUUUUACAGCACUAAAACUGAUCUGUUCUUUUUUCCACUUGAAAUAACUUUGUUUCCAGAGGUUAUAUGCCUUGCCCAGUACAUAAGCCGUCCCUGCCAAAUCCAACGCAUAAUAAGGAAAGAUACUUGAACUGCAUUGGGCAGCCAUGGCUUUUGGCAUUAAGUGGGACAAAAGGUAGCUGCAUACUGUACAUAAAAGUACUUGAAUUUAUACUCUUGCAAAUGGGUGUUACAAACCCCGAGGUAUUUUCAGGAACUGGGUGAAGUAUUGUUUUUGUUAAAUCUCAUUUUGGCAUGAGUUAAUCAUAGUGUUAUUCAAACUAAUAAUUUUGCCUUCUGUUGUAUGUGGGCCUAGAGGUGUUGGGUGGUUAAGUGUACAUCUUAUUUUGACAAAAUUUAUUUUUAUAUUGCAUUUUAUAAAAUGGAGUGGUCAAAAUGUGUAAUUUUGAUGCAUGACUGGGUGAUUAAACACAUUGUAACAGCUGCUAAUUUGAUAU